AUGAACAAAAUAGAGACCAAGAUAAUUGGGAAUAAAGUUGUGUUUCCUAAUGGAAAUGUGUAUCGGGAAAAGGUUACCACGCCUAGAGCUGAAGAUCUACUCUUUGUGGACGAGGCAGAAGAGGAAAAGUUAAACGAGAUAGAGGCGGUGACAAGUGAUCCUAUCUAUGAGGGCGGCAAUGUCUUCAAAGCGGUGGCUACAAAAGCGAGUACGUAUGCAGAGGUCAGACAGUUUUACAAAAAAGUUAUGAGUGACCCGAACUCCGCCAACGCGCACCAUUACGUCCUAGCAUAUCGGAUACAAGAUGCACAAGGGAACAUCCGCGAUGGAUACUGCGAUGAUGGAGAAUACGGCGCAGGUAGGAGAGUGGUCCGGCUUUUAGGAGAUCAGAGUGCCACCAACGUCGCAUUCGUUAUUUCAAGGAAAUCGGGAAAUCAUAUCGGACCAAGGCGCUUCGAUAUCAUAUGUGAUGCCGUGCUCAAUGCUGCCAAUAAACUCUGA
Saccostrea cuccullata (small rock oyster) is the source of this 501-nucleotide messenger RNA. RefSeq lists its product as uncharacterized. The coding region runs from base 1 to 501 and encodes 166 amino acids. The record is from RefSeq and is a predicted model, not a curated record. The transcript has a single exon. Gene Ontology annotation, biological process: GCN2-mediated signaling; regulation of translational initiation. Gene Ontology annotation, cellular component: cytoplasm. Lineage: Eukaryota; Metazoa; Mollusca; Bivalvia; Ostreida; Ostreidae.